Messenger RNA from Salvia hispanica, 507 nucleotides. RefSeq names its product EARLY FLOWERING-like protein (DUF1313) (gene ELF4). NCBI's taxonomy places the organism in Eukaryota, Viridiplantae, Streptophyta, Magnoliopsida, Lamiales, Lamiaceae. The record is from RefSeq and is a predicted model, not a curated record. Gene Ontology annotation, cellular component: nucleus. Gene Ontology annotation, biological process: positive regulation of circadian rhythm; entrainment of circadian clock.
CAAACCCAAACCCAAACCCAAACCCUCCUUCUUAACUUAACUAGCAUCUAGCAUCUAGCAAUAGCAUCAUCAAAUUCAAUCUAGCAUGGACGACCACACCAACCGCAACCUAUCCCCUAAAUCCACCGCCACCGACCAGAUCGACGGCGAUCCUGCCGUUUGGGCGGCCUUCUCCCAGAAUUUCCGGCAGGUCCAGUCGGUGCUCGACCGCAACCGCCUCCUCAUCCAGCAGGUCAACGACAACCACCAGUCCAAACUCCACGAUAAUCUCGUCCACAACGUCUCUCUCAUUCAGGAAAUCAACGCCAAUAUUUCCAAGGUCGUCUCCAUGUAUUCCGAUCUCUCCUCCAAUUUCUCCACCGUCUGCCACCACCACCGCUCCGCCGCCAACACAAACUCCUCCGACAACCGCUGAUUCUCUACUCAAUAACUAUAUUUUUUGUUUGUGUUUCGCUUCUAAUCUGGUGUGCACUACUUCUUUCCAAUAAAAUUCCUAAUUGCUAUCCA